Molecule: messenger RNA, 1089 nt
Organism: Prorocentrum cordatum
Lineage: Eukaryota; Dinophyceae; Prorocentrales; Prorocentraceae
Source: the annotation of a GenBank genome assembly
AUGCGAAACCGCUCGCUGGGCUUAGAAUUGAACACUGCUGUCGACUGGGUGCCUGCGUCCGUCCACAAGCUGGACAGCACGGGCCUGGUGGCCCUAUGGAAUCAGGAGCACCCCGAAUUCCGGAUCUACCCGGGCGACGAGAUCAUCCGCGCAAACCGAAUCGUAUGGCACCACAAUUCCAAAGUCUUCGGGAGCCGCAUCGAGAGCCAGUUCAGCCACAUGGCGCAGAGGAGCUCGCCCUCGAACGAGGUCCUGUCGCUGCACGUCCAGAGGCCCAGAUCGGUGGUCGAGAAUCUAGAAGACAGGGUGUUCGUGAAGGAAGCCGGAGAGCAGGGCGGCCGACAGACCGCUAAUGUUUCGUACGCCAGGGGCUGGCUGGCGACGAUCCCCGUGAGCGUCGGCCACAGGCUGGGGCUGGAGCUGAACGCAACCGACGAUUGGCUUCCUGUCACGGUCGCGAAGAUCGAGAAGAUGGGGGCGGUUCACAUGUUCAACGAGGAUAACCCUGACGAUGCCCUCGUCCCCGGGGACCAGAUCUUCAAGGUCAACCACGUGAUGUGGAGGAGAACGACUCGCACGCGUUCGAGAAGCUCCUUGACCAGCAGUUCGCCGAGUCCGCCCAGAAGAGCAGCUCGCGCGAGGUACGACUGUGGGUCCAGAGGCCCGCGGGGGUCGACCCAGACGCCGGGUCAACCGAGGACGGACAAUGCAGAUUACAUGGAGUUCACCGCCGAGCUGGACGUCCCCACCACGCCGAGCGAGACCAUGGGCUGGGGGUUGAACGCCACGGAUGGCGCCCCGGUCUCCGUCGGCAAGAUCAUGCAGUUCGGCAGCGUCACCAAGUGGAACAAGGAGAAUCCAAUCUACGUACUGAAGGAGAUUGAGCCUGGCGAUCGGAUUGUGCAGGUCGAGGAUAACGUGUGGAGCAACGACACAAAGCCUUUCAUGAAGCGCCUCGGCUUGCAGCUGAAAUCGCGGGGCAAGCGAACCAUCUCGGUUUUAUUCCAGCGGUUCUUCAACGAAACCUCAGACGAAAAUGACGAUAACGGGGAGCUCGGGGACGGCGACGUCAUGGGUGCUGAACAGUAG